Molecule: messenger RNA, 1299 nt
Organism: Sesamum indicum (sesame)
Lineage: Eukaryota; Viridiplantae; Streptophyta; Magnoliopsida; Lamiales; Pedaliaceae
Product: bacterial trigger factor
Biological process (GO): protein unfolding; protein transport; 'de novo' cotranslational protein folding
Molecular function (GO): protein folding chaperone; ribosome binding; peptidyl-prolyl cis-trans isomerase activity
Source: RefSeq, a predicted model, not a curated record
UAAAAUAUUUAAAAAAAAAAAAAAAAGGUGCAACUAUAGACGAGUUAUCCCCUCAUCUCUUCCAUUUCUUCUUCACUCAGAGAAAACUAUGGCAACGAUGGCGCUGGCAUCACCAUUUCGUCGAUUAUUUCAACACUCUCACGAUGUUGCCCUCUGUAGCCUGCCAAAGGAUGUCAAAUUGGACACUGCUGCAUUAUGUAUCAACCAUUCUUCCAGGACAAAAUUUACAUGCUCAAGGUCAUUAAUUUACUGUAGCUCCUUGAAGGCUGGCACGAGACUUUUACUCAAGCCGAUAUCCGCUGUUGGCUCUGGUUUGGAGGCAUCAAUUACAGAUGAAAAAGACAAUGCUAUUAGCAUUAAAGACUUUGAGAUAGUAGUGGAGUCUAAAGGUGACGAUAAGAUGCAAAUCACAGUAGAGGUUUCUGGAUUCAAAACUCAAGAGAUAUAUGAUGAAGUUUUUUCCAAAAUGGUUGAUGAUGCCCAGCCAAUUCCAGGAUUUCGAAGAGUAAAAGGAGGAAAGACACCUAAUAUACCAAAAGACAUUCUUUUGGAAAUUCUAGGACCAUCAAAAGUGUACGAGCAGGUUAUUAGGAAAAUAAUCAAUAGUGCUAUUGCUGAAUAUGUAGCUAAGGAAGGCUUAACAGUUAGUGAAGAUUUACAAAUUGAGCAGAGCUUAGAAGAUCUCGAAGCAAAUUUUGUACCCGGUUCAAACUUCAAAUUUGAUGCAACUGUUCAAUGCCUGAACAGAUCUUGAAACCAACUAUCUUAUUCUAUCUCAUGGCAGAAAAAUGAAAUUUCCGAAUAAUGCUCUGAUCUGCCUGUGUCCACUUCCGGGGCUUUGUUGGUAUCAUGUUUUCUCAGCCAUACUGUUGAUUGGUGAAAUGCACUUUUGAUUUCUUCUUUGGACAUAGACUUAUCUACCACCUGGGAAGAAUGGGUUAUGGCCUUGCUGAGGAUAAGUAGCCAAUAUGAGGCCGUUCUGUGAUCGUUCUUGUAUUCUGCCAAGGUGCAACCGCUUUGCUUCGCAGAGCCCAGGCCUGACAUGUUACACCUUGAAGAGAGCAAGUCUACACAAACAUCGUAAAAAUACCAAGGUAAAAUCUUGUAAAAGGCAUCAAAUGAUUAUGCACGGAUAAUGGAAUGUUUAAUGCUAUCCGCGUGGCCACAUUUUUAGACUUUUAGGCCAUGUUUACUUUUCUUGAUUAUACGAACUACUCGCCUCUUAGUAUCGAUGAGGACGGGCAUACGAUCCUAUUUUUCAUUUGAUUAUAUAUGGCACAGCAGAUCUGGUCUGUUCUA